ACUUAACAACAACUACAAAAAAUGAUCGAUACUCCCUCCCGCACCGAUGGCAAGACCGACCAGUUCAAGGGCAACGUCAAGGAAACCGUUGGUUCCGCAGUUGGUAAUGACAGCCUCAAGCGCGAAGGCAACACCCAGAACAGCACUGGCCACGUCGAGGAGACCACUGCCAAGACUACCGGCUAUGUCCAGGGUUUGACUGACCAGGUUUCUGGUGCCGUCAAGGGUGCCUACAACUCUUUGACUGGAAACACUACCGAUGAGGCCGGCAACAAGGUCGAGCAGAAGAAGGGUGAAGCCCAGAAGAACUUUAACUCUUAAAGAGUGAUACUUCGUUCUUUAUACGUUUUCUUUUUACCCAUAUUUUCUUCCCUCCCUUUCUAUAUUUCUAUAUUUCUAUAUUUUUUUUGUGUAUAUGAAAUCCGCUUUCCCCUCAAUUGUCCCAUAUUAUAUUGUCCAAAUGUCCUGCGUGAAUAAAUAAAUAAAAAAAAAUACAAUUCCUUUGAAUC
This is a messenger RNA of Phycomyces blakesleeanus NRRL 1555(-), 509 nucleotides long. RefSeq lists its product as hypothetical. The transcript has a single exon. Lineage: Eukaryota; Fungi; Mucoromycota; Mucoromycetes; Mucorales; Phycomycetaceae. The coding region runs from base 22 to 321 and encodes 99 amino acids. The record is from RefSeq and is a predicted model, not a curated record.